GAACAUCAGGGAACCACCUCAAAAAUACGAGCAGAAUAUCUUGCCAGUGAAAGAAAAAAUGGGUCUCCCUCGACGAAAAUUGCUUGCCACGGCCGAGGAGACCCUGACGCCGCCGGACGAGCUCACGCCGCAGCAGCAGAUCGCGCGCGCCAUCAAGGCUACCGGCAAUAAUAUCUACCUGGUCGAGCUGGCGUCAAAACAGACGCUGCUUGUCGAGUUGCCUGCACGGUUUCGUUCUGCCAUUUGGAUCAAGCGUGGGUCGUUUGUGGUGGUGGACACUGGGGCGCUCGAGGAGCGGGAGAAUAAGCUGGGUGGGGAGAUUGUCAAUGUUGUUCGGGAUGAGAAAGCAUGGCGAAAAGCCCCGUACUGGUAGGUUGUUGCUUGGUGCUUUUUGUCUUUUAUCUUUUCGUAUGGCAUUAGAUUUCACCAAAGUGCUGACCGCUCCAGGCCGAAGGAGUUUGCGAAGCAAACUGUGCAGCUUUCGGAUGAUGACGACGACGAAGAUGAUGACGAGGAGGAAUCUCGAGUGGGCAAGAUGCCCGAGUCGGAUGAGUCGGACGCUUGAUCGAUUGGC
This is a messenger RNA of Penicilliopsis zonata CBS 506.65, 574 nucleotides long. RefSeq lists its product as hypothetical. Gene Ontology annotation, molecular function: translation initiation factor activity; RNA binding. The transcript has a single exon. The record is from RefSeq and is a predicted model, not a curated record. Gene Ontology annotation, cellular component: nucleus. Lineage: Eukaryota; Fungi; Ascomycota; Eurotiomycetes; Eurotiales; Aspergillaceae. The coding region runs from base 59 to 373 and encodes 104 amino acids. Gene Ontology annotation, biological process: translational initiation.